UCGCUAGAUGGUGCUGUUUUUGACGUUUAAUUUUGAGGUUUUGUUGUGGUGUUUCAACUGGGAUGUAAAGAUAAUAUAUCACAACUAGUUUAAAUGUUAACGUUACCGGGCGUAACGUAAAAUCGUGUACAAUGGGUAAAAUAUCUUGGUCGGAAUUAUUUCCGACGAAUGUCAGUUUCGUAAUAUUCGCCUCCUAUAUCUUGCUGUUUUCCAUUCAAGGGGUUAUAGUAACCUCUUCGCAAAGUGGUAAUAAAUACAAUUACGACGUUACAACCGUUGUACUUUUAACGGAAUUCGUAAAGUUAAUUGCUUCAUCAAUUUUGUAUUGUAAAGAUAAUAAUAUUCGCUCUCUUUUCCUCGAAGUAUGUGAACAUUGGAAAUUAUUGGCUUUGUAUCUUAUCCCAGCGUUUUUAUAUUCACUUUAUAAUAAUUUAGCUUUCCAUAAUUUAACUCAAUUUGAUCCAACCACUUAUAACAUUCUACUCCAAUUUAGGGUUGUUAUUACAGCGAUUUUAUUCCAAAUAAUUUUUCGGAAAAAGCUGAGUAAAAAGCAGUGGUUAUCUUUACUUCUUUUAACUUUAGGUUGUAUUAUUAAACAAAUUAGUUUUGGUGCUGAUUAUCUUAACGAUAGCGGCCUUAAGACGGCGACAAAUUCAUCAUCGAUUUUCACCACCUUUGCGAUUUCGAGUUUAUUAUUUAUUUUCAUACAAAUCCUUUGUUCUUGUUUUGCUGGGGUUUACAACGAACAUUUAUUAAAAUCCGCGGGAGCCGAUGUAAACAUUUUUAUACAGAACGUUUUUAUGUAUUUAGAUUCUAUUUUGUGUAACGCCGGGAUUCUAUUGGUGCAAGGAAAGUUUUUAGCGGCGAUAAGUUCCCAUAAUUUAGAACAAACCCUUAAUUUAGGAGUGAUUUUGGUGGUUGCGAACAACGCAACCGUUGGAAUUAUAACAAGUUUUUUCCUAAAAACUUUAAAUUCGAUCUUAAAAGUGUUCGCAAGUUCUUUGGAGUUAGUAUUAGUGGCAAUUUUUACGUUCGUUUUUUUAAACGUGCCAAUUUAUUUAAAUACGGUUAUCUCGAUUAUAACUAUUUUAAUUGCGGUUUAUUUGUAUUCUCAAAACCCGGUGAGUAAUGCACCGGUUAAUAAGCGGGUUACUAAGCAUGAUGAUGAAGAUAAGUUAUUGGAGGUGUAAUUUAUUUUUUUUAUUAGCCAAAUUAAUUUAAGUACUUAUUAGAAGUAUUUUUUUAUGUAGAUAAAUAUGUGAUAUUGUUUUUGAGUAUUUACAAGAAGUAUUUGACUUUAUCUGUAUCUACACAACGUUAAUUAAGUUACAACAAUAAACUUUUUGUUGUUUUA
Onthophagus taurus is the source of this 1354-nucleotide messenger RNA. It is a transcript of the gene senju, whose product is annotated as UDP-galactose transporter senju. Gene Ontology annotation, cellular component: Golgi membrane. Lineage: Eukaryota; Metazoa; Arthropoda; Insecta; Coleoptera; Scarabaeidae. Gene Ontology annotation, biological process: pyrimidine nucleotide-sugar transmembrane transport. Gene Ontology annotation, molecular function: pyrimidine nucleotide-sugar transmembrane transporter activity. The record is from RefSeq and is a predicted model, not a curated record.